GUCCUAGUCCAAUCCAUAUCAUAUGGGAAAUUUUUGGUGAAGCACCUUAUCAGGCAUAUAUGCCAGGAAUCUCCGAUGCAUUACGUCUCUGAUUGGUGUGCUACCCAUUUAAAUGGGGUAUGAAUGUAGGCUGCAAUCCAUGUGAGGAGCAGAGUUAAGGAAAUCAAACUUGGCGAUUUGCGUGCUUGCAGAACUUCUACUGAUCAAAUUUUUGCUGGACAAGUUCUCGGAUCGCGGCGCUUAACUCUGAAAAUGUCAGGAUUGUUUGGUGGCCAGAAAUUUGAAGAAACGACCCUUUAGGUGCUAAAUUGGUAGAAGGAUAGUUUUGAACUCGGAUAACCAUCUGCGCUUUCCCUGAAAAAUCUCAGCACUGAUUUUGUUAUUAACUGGUAAGCAACAAUGGGAGAGGAAAGGAGGAAAAGGGAAUUUAGAUUCUGCAUAGACAGGGGUGGAACCUUCACUGAUGUUUAUGCUGAGGUUCCGGGUGAGCCAAAUUGGCGAGUCGUUAAGAUUCUGUCAGUAGAUCCUAAUAAUUAUGAUGAUGCACCUGCUGAGGGAAUUAGAAGAAUACUAGAAGAGGUCACUGGGAAAAAGAUCCCCCGAUUUGCUAAGAUACCUACAUAUCUAAUUGAAUGGAUUAGGAUGGGUACUACUGUAGCCACAAAUGCCUUGUUGGAGCGUAAGGGAGAGCGUGUAGCUUUAUGUGUGACAAAAGGUUUCAAGGACUUGCUUCAGAUAGGCAACCAAGCUCGACCGAAGAUAUUUGACCUUACUGUCUCAAAGCCUUCACUGCUGUAUGAAGAAGUAAUAGAGGCAGAUGAAAGAGUUCAGCUUGCUUUGGAUGGAGUAGAAGAAGGUGCAGGCAUUGUAAGAGGAGUGUCUGGUGAAUAUUUAGAGGUUGUGAAACCAUUGGAUGAGAAAGCUUUGAAACCCGUCCUAGAAGGAUUGUUGAAGAAAGGGAUAAGAAGCCUAGCUGUGGUUUUCAUUCAUUCAUACAUCUAUCCAGCUCAUGAAUUGGCUGUAGAACGCCUGGCAAAGGCUCUAGGGUUUAAGCAGGUGUCAUUAUCAUCAGCACUUACACCAAUGGUGCGAGCUGUUCCACGAGGAUUCACGGCUACUGUUGAUGCAUAUCUCACUCCAGUUAUCAAGGAUUAUUUAUCAGGUUUUCUUUCUAGAUUUGAUGAAGAUUUGGACAAAGUUAAUGUAUUGUUUAUGCAGUCUGAUGGAGGACUUACACCAGAAAACAGAUUUUCAGGUCACAAGGCAAUUUUAUCUGGUCCUGCAGGAGGAGUUGUUGGUUAUGCCAGGACUACAUUUCUCAUGGAAACAGAAAAGCCUCUUAUUGGCUUUGAUAUGGGAGGCACCUCAACUGAUGUUAGCCGCUAUGCUGGAAAUUAUGAGCAAGUACUAGAGACUCAGACUGCAGGUGUAACCAUUCAGGCGCCACAACUUGACAUAAACACUGUUGCUGCAGGUGGAGGUUCAAAAUUAAAAUUUCAAGUUGGAGUUUUCAAAGUUGGACCAGAGUCUGUAGGUGCCCAUCCUGGUCCUGUAUGUUACAGGAAAGGUGGUGAAUUGGCAGUCACAGAUGCCAAUUUGCUCCUUGGAAGAGUAAUUCCAGAUUAUUUCCCUUCUAUAUUUGGACCAAAUGAAAAUGAACCCUUAGAUUUGGAGGCAACAAGGAUGGCUUUUAAAAAGCUUGCUGAAACCAUAAAUGCAUAUAGAAAGCAGCAAGAUCCUUCUUCAAAAGAUAUGACUGUUGAGGAUAUAGCACUGGGAUUUAUAAAUGUAGCCAAUGAAGCCAUGUGCCGGCCUAUUAGACAACUCACAGAGAUGAAGGGAUAUGAAACAAAGAAACAUGCACUUGCAUGUUUUGGAGGUGCUGGUCCUCAGCAUGCAUGUGCCAUUGCAAGAGCUUUAGGCAUGAGAGAGGUUAUUAUACAUAGAUACUGUGGUAUACUAAGUGCAUAUGGCAUGGGACUAGCAGAUGUUGUUGAAGAGGCACAGGAACCAUAUGCUGCAGUAUAUGGAACUGAAUCUCUAUCUGAGGUGUCAAAACGAGCAAAACUUUUGACAGAGCAGGUAAAAGAACAAUUGAGACUUCAAGGCUUUAAAAAUGAAAAUAUAAGCACAGACUUGUAUCUGAAUUUGCGAUAUGAGGGUACGGAUACUACAAUGAUGAUAAAGGCUCCCCUAGAUGGCAGCAAUGACUUUGCUGGAGAGUUUGUAAAAUUAUUCCGCCAGGAAUAUGGUUUUGAGCUCCAAAAAAGAGAUAUUCUCAUCAGUGAUGUAAGAGUCCGAGGUGUAGGAGUCACAAAUAUAUUAAAAUCAGCGGUAAUGGAGAAAGCAAUAGGUGAACCCAAAGCAGAACGUUUUUACAAGGUCUAUUUUGAAAGUGGAUGGCAGGAUACACCAGUUUAUGUCCUUGAGAAUUUAGGAUAUGGUCAUACUAUAGAGGGACCUGCAAUCAUCAUGAAUGGAAAUAGUACUCUAGUAAUAGAGCCUGUUUGUAAGGGAGUCAUCACAAAGUAUGGAAAUAUUAGGUUUGAGAUUGGAUCUGUUCCAAUACACACAGAUUUGACAACUAAGGUUGCAGAUGUAGUGCAGCUAUCAAUAUUUAACAAUCGCUUCAUGGGGAUUGCAGAACAGAUGGGUAGGACACUUCAAAGAACGUCCAUUUCCACAAACAUCAAGGAACGCCUUGAUUUUUCAUGUGCAUUAUUUAGUCCUGAUGGGGGCCUUGUGGCCAAUGCACCUCAUGUGCCUGUUCACUUAGGAGCAAUGUCUAGCACCGUCCGUUGGCAGCUGAAAUACUGGGGUGAAAAUCUGAGAGAAGGAGAUGUCUUGGUGACCAAUCAUCCAUGUGCAGGGGGAAGCCAUUUGCCCGAUAUAACUGUUAUAACUCCAGUUUUCCGAGAUGGAAAGCUCAUAUUUUUUGUAGCAAGUAGGGGUCACCAUGCAGAAAUUGGUGGAAUAACCCCUGGUAGUAUGCCCCCUUUUUCAAAAGCAAUAUGGGAAGAGGGAGCUUUGAUUAAGGCUUUUAAAUUAGUAGAGCAGGGGAGCUUUCAAGAAGAGGGCAUCAUCAAACUACUUCAGGGGCAGAAUUGUGAUGAACAUGGACAACACGCUGAUGGAGUUCUUGGAGUGAUCCCAGGGACUCGAAGACUUGAUGAUAACCUCUCUGACCUUAGAGCACAAGUCGCUGCGAAUCAGCGUGGUAUUGUUCUUAUAGGAGAGCUUAUUGAACAGUAUAGUUUAAGCACAGUACAGGCUUACAUGAUGCAUGUGCAGACAAAUGCAGAGGCUGCUGUGAGGGAGAUGCUAAAAUCAGUUGCUGCUCGAGCUGCCAGGCAAUCGCAUUUAGAAAAGAAGGGAUCACUUAUUACUCUAGAAGCAGAAGAUUACAUGGAUGAUGGAUCGCUAAUACAUUUGAAGCUUACCAUUGAUGAAAACAAGGGUGAAGCAUAUUUUGACUUUGAAGGAACUAGUACUGAGGUAUAUGGAAACUGGAAUGCUCCCGAGGCAGUGACAAUGGCUGCAGUUAUAUAUUGUCUCCGAUGCCUGGUGGAUGUUGAUAUACCUCUUAAUCAAGGCUGUCUUGCACCUGUCACAGUUCACAUUCCAUUAGGUUCUCUUCUUUCCCCAAGUGAGAAAGCUGCUGUUGUGGGUGGCAAUGUACUUACAUCACAGCGUGUUACUGAUGUUGUUCUGACUGCUUUUCAAGCAUGUGCUUGUUCACAAGGUUGCAUGAACAAUCUUACAUUUGGUGAUAAGACAUUUGGUUAUUAUGAAACAAUAGGGGGUGGAUGUGGUGCUGGGCCAGGAUGGAAUGGAACCAGUGGAGUGCAAUGCCACAUGACCAACACACGCAUUACAGAUCCUGAGAUCCUUGAGCAGCGAUAUCCUGUGCUUCUGCACAGAUUUGGGCUUAGGGAGAACAGUGGAGGUGCUGGCCAUUACAAAGGAGGGGAUGGUAUUGUUCGUGAGAUAGAAUACCGUCGUCCUAUAACAGUCAGUAUUCUAUCUGAAAGACGAGUACAUGCACCCAAAGGAUUAAUGGGUGGCAUGGAUGGAGCUUGUGGACAAAAUUUUCUCAUCAGAAAGGAUGGACACCGAGUUUAUCUGGGGGGAAAGAACACUGUAGAUGUACAGCCUGGGGAGAUCCUUAAGAUUUUAACCCCAGGAGGUGGUGGAUGGGGCUAUUCCUCUUGAUGCAUUUAUAAAUUGUAAUGUUUUGCUUUAUUUUGUCAGCUGAAGGCUGAAAAUAAUAUACAUCCCACAAUAACAUAAACACUAUCGAUGAAAACAAGCACAUGACAAUAAGUAAAUGGGAAAUUGGAGCAAGGCUUCUGAAUAUCAAUUUUCAAAAAGUCCAUGAUCAACUUGGUUUUCCUGUUCUCAGUCCAUUUCUGCAAUCUGUCUUUGCGUUAUUGGAUUAAGUGCAGAUGUAUAUUCAUCUAUAACCCAGGUCAAUAUUUAAAGUGAAUGUUUAACAAAGAACAUUGAUGUUAGGUCUGUAGUAUAAGAAUUUAUAUGUUAUGAUAUUCUAUAGUAAUUUUAUUACCUUUUGUA
This is a messenger RNA of Cryptomeria japonica (Japanese cedar), 4572 nucleotides long. RefSeq names its product 5-oxoprolinase 1. Lineage: Eukaryota; Viridiplantae; Streptophyta; Pinopsida; Cupressales; Cupressaceae. The coding region runs from base 400 to 4212 and encodes 1270 amino acids. Gene Ontology annotation, cellular component: cytosol. Gene Ontology annotation, biological process: glutathione metabolic process. The transcript is spliced from 2 exons. Gene Ontology annotation, molecular function: 5-oxoprolinase (ATP-hydrolyzing) activity. The record is from RefSeq and is a predicted model, not a curated record.